Messenger RNA from Papaver somniferum (opium poppy), 1404 nucleotides. RefSeq names its product F-box/LRR-repeat protein At4g14103-like. The coding region runs from base 1 to 1404 and encodes 467 amino acids. The transcript is spliced from 3 exons. Gene Ontology annotation, molecular function: protein binding. NCBI's taxonomy places the organism in Eukaryota, Viridiplantae, Streptophyta, Magnoliopsida, Ranunculales, Papaveraceae. The record is from RefSeq and is a predicted model, not a curated record.
AUGGAUUUGAAAAAACAGAAGUUAUUACAUACCGAACGUCACAACAACAUUGGUGAAGCUGAGGAUAGGAUUAGCGAAUUACCUGAUUCAGUUCUUCAUCGUAUUCUUUCUUUCCUUGAUAUCAAGCAUGUUGCUCGUACUUGUAUACUAUCUAAAAGAUGGAAAUACAUAUGGGCAUCUAUCCCCACUCUUGAUCUGUCAAGAGUCUCAAGAUCCGCUACGUUAUCGGAGAUCAAUAAACUCAUGGAUUUUGUGGAUAGAACAUUGCUUCUUCAUGACACGUCAUCAAGUAUUCAAAAGUUCCAUCUCCACACUAAUAUACACAUGAGUGUAUCUCGGGUUCAUUCAUGGAUCUCUAAUAUAACAAAGCGCAAUGUCAAAGAACUCGAUCUUUAUUUAGAUUUCUACGAACCUUUUUUCAUUCCGUUAUCUCUUUUUACCUGUGAAUCCUUGAUUAAAUUGGAGCUAGCUUUAUUCGAUGCUACCGAUCUUCCUAGAAGUUUUUGUUUUCCAAAACUCAAGAGCCUUAAACUCUGUGGAAUCCAAUUUACUAAUGAUGAUUGCUGGAACGAGCAACACUUUUCUUACUGCCCUGUCCUUGAAAAUUUGAUUUUGGAGGAGUGCACUUGGUUUGGUGUGAGCAAUUUCUGUAUCUCAACUCCUAUGCUGAAACUUUUGGAAAUUGAAAACAAUGGCUUCAGUGAUGGUUUACCAGACUGUUCUCUCAAAGUUCAUGCACCAAAUUUAGUGUCACUUUCCUAUUAUGGAUGUGUGGCAAAGAAGUAUGUUUUUUCCUGCUUUCAAAAACUGAAAUUUGCUAGAGUAUGCCUAACUUGUAAAAAAGGUGCACCAUGGGAGCAAAAUAUAGCUUAUCGGAAAAAUAUAACUUAUGGUGCAGCUGUAAGAAGGUUUAUUCGGGCGGUUGCACAUGUACAAAGUCUAACAUUAUAUCCUGAAGCCCUAAAGGCUGUCUCUAUCGUAUAUGACCUCGGAAACAUCCUACCUAUAUUUCAUUAUUUGAAAGAGUUGAUCCUGAAGGUUGGAAUAACCACUGAUGAAUCACUUUUCUGGUUGCUCAAAGCAGUACCUAAUUUGAGGGUGCUUGUAUUCGAAGAGGGUAUCUACCACGAUGAACAUGGCCAGGAAAAAGAUAGUUGGGCUCGUCUUAUGUUGACAGAAGGAUGUUUGUUUCAACACCUCCAGACACUUUUCCUUGGGUCUUUUAAUCGGGAUGCGAGGGAGAUGAGAUGGUUGAAGCUAAUUUUGGAGAGUGCAAGAUCUUUGCAGACAAUUUCAAUUAGUGAUGACAUGGAUGCAAAAAGCGAAGAAGAACUUAUCUCAGAAUUACAAAGUCUUCCUAGAGCCUCUGAGGGAUGUGAGUUUAAGAUUGUCCCAUGCGAUUAG